AUGAAACUUGAAACUGUUUGCAUGGUGGGUUCACAUGGUGGAAAUUUCCACUAUCUGCUGUUAAAUGCUGAGGAUAUCUCUUCCGAAAUAGUAAUUCUUCGUUGCCCUCGUCUAGUUACUUGAUUCACAUUGUAAUUUUAAGCUGUCUUUUAACAGAACACUGUCCAGGAGAUCUCUGCAGACAUUGAAACGAUACAUCAAAACUUCUAAAAUAUUUUUGCUGGUUUCUCUCUCUUACUGGUUUUGUUUUGACUGAAGAUAUGGAUCGCAUGGAGCUAGAGAGAGUAGGAAAUGAGGUUGAUGAUGAGACCAACAGUGAUGACAGUAUGGAUGACGGCUAUACCCAAUUACCAGAUCUAGAGAAAGCUACAAUUAGCAGUCAAUUUGUUGAUGAAGAUGAUGCCGAAAGUCAAAGGUUUUUAACAAGUGGAUUUUUAAGGAAAACAAAAUAUGAAGAAUAUAAGGAAGAAUAUCAUCCUGGGAUGAUAUCAUUUGGUAUGUCAGCAUUUAAUCUCAGCAAUGCUAUUAUGGGCAGUGGCAUCCUCGGCUUGUCCUACGCUAUGGCCAACACUGGAAUCUUACUGUUUGUGAUCCUGUUACUUACAAUGGCAAUAUUGUCCAUGUAUUCAGUUCAUCUCUUACUAAAAACUGCAAAAGAAGGAGGCUCUUUAAUUUACGAGAAAUUAGGAGAGCGAGCAUUUGGGUGGCCCGGGAAAAUUGCAGCUUUCAGCUCUAUUGCAUUGCAAAAUAUUGGAGCUAUGUCAAGUUAUUUGUUCAUUGUGAAAUAUGAACUGCCAGAAGUUAUUCGGGCAAUUAUGGGAAUUGAAGAGUUGAGUGGACAAUGGUAUACAAAUGGCAAUUACCUUGUUGUGAUUGUGUCGCUGUGCAUCAUCCUACCUCUGACGUUUUUAAAAAAUUUAGGUUAUCUUGGAUACACAAGUGGAUUUUCUCUUUCAUGUAUGCUGUUCUUUGUUGGAGUUGUGAUAUACAAGAAAUCUCAGACCCCCUGCCCAUUGCCUGCAUUUGGUUACUCUUCAGAAAAUCAGACAUCACUAGCAAACGCUACAGGACAUGUUUUAACAGUGUAUCCAGUUGUAUUCAACAAAUCCACUGAUCAUGAUGCAAACCUCAUGAUUGCCACUAUCAAUGGACACACAGUGACGCAGAGCGAAGGUGAUUCUUCCAUCAUCCACACUAAUGGUUUCAGUUAUGCUGCUCAUGAUGAAGAGGACAUGUGCAAACCCAAGUACUUUGUAUUCAACUCACAGACAGCCUACACCAUUCCCAUUUUGGCCUUUGCCUUCGUGUGCCACCCUGAAGUACUCCCAAUCUACAGUGAACUUAAAAAACGAUCACAAAGGAAAAUGCAGCAUGUCUCCAAUGUGUCGAUUACUGCAAUGCUUAUCAUGUACCUUUUAGCUGCUACGUUUGGCUAUCUGACCUUUUUUGGACAAGUUGAAACAGAAUUGCUUCACACUUACACUAAAGUCUACCAAUUUGACGUCGUGAUUCUGUCUGUUCGCUUGGCUGUGCUGGUAGCUGUCACACUGACGGUUCCCAUUGUCAUUUUCCCGAUCCGAGCAUCAGUCCAGGAACUAUUAUUUCCAAGAAGGUCUUUCAACUGGAUACGACAUAUUGGAAUUGCGGCAAUCCUGUUGGUUCUAAACAACCUUUUAGUGAUAUUUGUUCCAAACAUUAGGGAUAUUUUUGGCUUUAUCGGAUCAUCUGCAGCUACGAUGCUCAUUUUCAUUCUCCCCUCAGCAUUUUAUAUCAGACUGGUAAAGAAAGAGUCAAUGAGAUCUGUGCAAAAGAUAGGGGCUACUAUUUUUCUUGUAAUUGGCAUCAUUUUUAUGAUUGGAAGCUUGACCCUUAUUGUCAUCGAUUGGAUUCACAAUCCCCCAGGAUCAGGUGGCCAUUAAUCUGCAAAUUGGCGUUGCAUCCUCAGAAUCACCCUGGAUAUAGACAGUGCAAGUGGAUGCCAUUCCUUUUAUUUCAACAGCAAAAUUCCAGAGACUUGAGCAUACCUUCACGUGAAGGCUAGAUGCCAGCUGUAGAUAAAAGGCUUAUGUUUGCUCUGCUUAAAUCAAUUUAAAAUUAAUUUAAAAUUAAUUUAAUAAAAGGAGGAUUGUCCUUGCAAGGGAAUUGUAUUAACUUUGCUUAAAUUAAUUUUAGGUUUCAGAGAGGUUGGGGGAGGGUUAGAGAUGGGGGAGAUGGGUAACACUGGCUGUGAAUAUAUACAGAACAACACCACAAGUAUAAUGUAUAUUAAAUUGCUUUUUGCUUUUAACAUGUGUUUGCUACUAUAAUACAGAAAACGUCUCUGAGGUUAUGAUAGUGUGUACAUAGUUUUUAAAUAGUUAAGCAAUUGUGCAUUUUUAAAUUUACAAGUCAAGGGGGUUGACUGCUUCUCUCUUAUUAAAUACAGGAAGUGUAGUUAACUUGUGUAAGCUACUGAGCCAAUGAAAAGAAUGCCACACUCUCUCACCCCUACGAAUUCCACUAAGUUGUUCAACUUUUCAGUUUUAAAAAAAAAAAAUUACAUCUGGAAAUAACAUCACCAGAAAUGUAUUUUGUGUUGGUAAUCAUGAUCCAGAUCCUAUAGUACAUCACUGUUAACUGAACUCGCACUCCCUCCCUCCCUAAUUCUAUGCCCUUAGUUCCAGUCAGACUCCUUAGUUGUGGAUACAACUAUACAACUCAAAUUACCGAGUUUGGAAAGUAACCUGGCUUCAUUCUGAACUUUAACCUGCUGAGAUUUACGAAACCUUGUCGUUUUUGUAUCCUUAAUGAAACCAGGACUUUAGUAUCAUGACAACAUUGUUUUGUACUUUACCGAGUAAAUUCAGAGCUCAGCCUGAAACCUUUUAUCCAUUUCACACAAUCCAUUUAUCUUCAGCCCUCCUCUGUGCAAUAGUGCAUUUGUAUAUAUUUAUCUUUUUAUUACUAAAUAGAAUUUCUCUUCUAAAUGGUGCUUUGCAAGUAUUUAAUUAAAUGUCAAGGAAUAAGUGUGGGUUUUAUUAAACAUAUUGUCUUUCAAACAAAAGGAAGAGCAAAAUGUUCUAAUAAUGAACUACAUUUAGUUGAGCUGCUACUAGUGGUUAAGGCUGUUCUGCAAUAGUCAAUUAUAUUUGCAUCAAUGUACAUAAAUUACAUUUUUAAUGUGUUGAUAAUAUUUGAGAUUAAAAUGUAUAGGAUUUUUUGUUUAGUUAUUUUUAAAAAAAAUUCUAGUGAGAUAAAUAAUUCAAAUUUAUUUUUAGAAAACUGAGCAAUAGCUAGUUUAAUGCAGUUGUUUUACUUGU
Molecule: messenger RNA, 3299 nt
Organism: Mobula hypostoma (lesser devil ray)
Lineage: Eukaryota; Metazoa; Chordata; Chondrichthyes; Myliobatiformes; Myliobatidae
Gene: slc38a4
Product: solute carrier family 38 member 4
Exons: 16
Coding region: 261-1919 (552 amino acids)
Biological process (GO): amino acid transmembrane transport
Cellular component (GO): plasma membrane
Molecular function (GO): L-amino acid transmembrane transporter activity
Source: RefSeq, a predicted model, not a curated record